CCCGCUCUCCGAGUUUCCGCGCCGCUUAGCUGGGCUCCCGGGUGCUCUAAGCCCGGCUCCUCCGCGCGUCCGUCAGCACGGGGCGCCGGGCACAGCGCCCGCCUUUGCACCGCCCCUGAUCCGCAGCGCUGCCGCCAGGCGCCGCGCCCCCGGCGGAGGGACGCAGUGAGGGGCUGACCCCGCGCCCCGCCGAUGAGCGGACGGCCGCCUGCUCCCAAGCGCUCCCGAUGUCUCGCUUCCCUCUGGCCGCCUUCCGGCCGCCGCUCGGCGGGCUGCGGCCGUCCCGGGGCCUGCAGCCGCUCUGUACGCGGCCGGAGCCCGGCGCGCCCCUCCCUCGGAGGAACCGCGAGGCCAAGCAGAGGCGCCUGCGGGAGAAGCAGGCGGCCCUGGAGGCCGGGCGAGCUGGCCGGAGCAAGGCACCCGCAGCGCCCGCCAAGGCCUGGAGUCGCAAGGAGGUAGUAGUGUAUGACGUCGCCACUGAGCCGGGUGAAAAGAAAGACGUCUCCGCGCCCCUGCCCCCUGCGUACAGCCCCCGGUAUGUGGAAGCGGCCUGGUACCCGUGGUGGCUGCGAGAGGGCUUCUUCAAGCCGGAGUAUCAGGCGCGGCUGCCCCACGCUACCGGGGAGACCUUUUCCAUGUGCAUUCCACCUCCCAACGUCACUGGUUCCCUGCACAUCGGCCAUGCACUCACAGUGGCCAUCCAGGACGCACUCGUGCGCUGGCACCGGAUGCGUGGGGAUCGCGUGCUGUGGGUCCCGGGCUCAGAUCACGCGGGGAUUGCUACACAGGCUGUGGUGGAGAAACAGCUGUGGAAGGAGCGGAGAGUGAGGAGACACGAGCUGAGCCGGGAAGACUUCCUCAGAGCCGUGUGGGAGUGGAAACACGUGAAAGGAGGGGAGAUCUAUGAGCAGCUGUGCGCGCUGGGAGCCUCGCUGGACUGGGACCGAGAGUGUUUCACCAUGGACGCUGGCUCCUCGGCAGCUGUGACGGAAGCCUUCGUGCAGCUGCACCGAGCGGGGCUGUUGUACCGGAGCCGCCAGCUUGUCAACUGGUCGUGCGCCUUGAGAUCGGCCAUCUCGGACAUUGAGGUGGAGAGCCGGCCCCUGCCUGGCCGCACAGAGCUCCGGCUGCCCGGCUGCCCGGCCCCUGUGUCUUUCGGGCUCCUCGUCUCUGUUGCUUUCCCUGUGGAUGGAGAGCCUGACACGGAGAUUGUGGUGGGAACCACCAGGCCUGAGACCCUGCCGGGUGACGUGGCUGUAGCCGUCCACCCAGACGACCCACGGUACACGCAUCUACAUGGGCGACAGCUUCGUCAUCCCCUGACGGGACAGCUGCUCCCUGUCAUCACAGACACCUCAGUUGAGCCACGUGUGGGCACAGGGGCGGUGAAGGUGACGCCUGCUCACAGUCCAGCCGAUGCCGAGAUGGGGGCCCGGCACGGCUUGACCCCCCUGAGUGUCAUUGCAGAGGAUGGGACCAUGACGUCGCUCUGUGGGGACUGGCUGCAGGGUCUUCACCGAUUUGUGGCCCGGGAGAAGAUUGUGUGCAUGCUGAGGGAGCGGGGCCUGUUCCGGGGCUUACGGGAGCACCCCAUGCUGCUGCCCAUCUGCAGCCGUUCCGGGGACGUGGUGGAACACCUGCUGAAGAGCCAGUGGUUCCUGCGCUGCCAGGAAAUGGGGGACCGAGCGGCCAAGGCCGUGGAGUCAGGGGCCCUGGAGCUCUGGCCCGCUUUCCACCGGAAGAGCUGGCAGCACUGGUUUGCCCACAUGGGGGACUGGUGUGUCUCCCGGCAGCUGUGGUGGGGACAUCAGAUUCCAGCCUACAAGGUCGUCGGGGAGAGUGCAGAGGAUGACAGUAAGGAAUGUUGGGUGGUCGGUCGGUCAGAAGCUGAGGCCAGAGCGAUAGCCGCCAAACAGACGGGCAGGGCAGGGCCAGAGCUGACCCUGGAGAGGGACCCUGAUGUCCUGGACACUUGGUUCUCAUCGGCUCUUUUCCCCUUUUCUGCCCUGGGUUGGCCUCAGGAGACGCCAGACCUCGCUCGCUUCUACCCGCUCUCGCUCCUGGAGACGGGCGGCGACCUCCUGCUGUUCUGGGUGGGCCGCAUGGUCAUGCUGGGGACCCAGCUCACCGGGCAGCUGCCCUUCCGCAAGGUGCUGCUUCAUUCCAUGGUUCGGGACGGGCAGGGCCGGAAGAUGAGCAAGUCCCUGGGCAACGUGCUGGACCCUCGGGAUGUCAUCAGUGGGCAGGAGCUGCAGGUGCUGCAGGCCAAGCUGACAGAGGGCAACUUGGACCCAGGAGAGCUAGCCAUUGCAGCCGCAGCACAGAGAAAGGACUUUCCUCACGGGAUCCCCGAGUGUGGCACAGAUGCCCUGCGAUUUGCACUGUGCUCCCAUGGAAUCCUGGGGGGCGACCUGCACCUGUCUGUCUCCGAGGUCCUGAACUACCGGCACUUCUGCAACAAGCUCUGGAAUGCUCUGCGCUUCAUCCUCCGGGCCCUGGGGGAAGGCUUCGUGCCCCAGCCGCCAGAGACGGUGUCUCCCUCCUCCGCCGUGGACGCCUGGAUUCUGAGCCGCUUGGCCUGUGCAGCCCAGGGCUGUGAGCGAGGCUUCCUCAGCCGGGAGCUCUCCCUUGCCACCCACACCCUGUAUCAUUUCUGGCUGCACAGUCUCUGUGAUGUGUACCUGGAAGCGGUGAAGCCGGUGUUGGCGAAUGUACCCAGCCCCCCGGGACCGCGGCAGGUCCUGUUCUCCUGUGCGGACAUCGGGCUGCGCCUCCUCGCCCCACUGAUGCCCUUCUUGGCAGAAGAACUUUGGCAGCGGCUGCCACCCAGGCAGGGUGGCGCCCUUGCCCCCAGCAUCUGUGUGGCCCCCUACCCCAGUGCCCACAGCCUGGAGUCCUGGCGUCAGCCUGAGCUGGAACGCUGCUUCUCCAGGGUCCAAGAGGUGGUGCAGGCGCUGCGGGCCCUCCGAGCCACCUACCAGCUCACAAAAGCCCGACCCCGAGUGCUUCUGCAGAGCCCCGACCCGGGAGAUGAGAGCCUGUUCCAGCCCUUCCUGGAGGCCCUGGGCACCCUGAGCCACUGUGGGGCUGUAGGAUUCCUGCCCCCAGGGGCAGCAGCUCCCGCAGGCUGGGCCUCGGCCCCACUAGGGGACACCGUGAAGAUCUACAUGGAGCUGCAGGGUCUGGUGGACCCACAGAGCCAGCUACCUCGGCUGGCUGCCCGGAGGCAGAAGUUACAGAGGCAGCUUGAUGACCUGAGCCGGACCACACCAGAGGGGGUUGCAGAGAGGCAGCAGAGGCUCUCCUCCCUCCGCCUGGAAUUGUCAAAGCUGGACCAGGCGGCCUCCUACCUCCAGCGGCUGAGUGAUGAGGCUCCCAGGGCGGGGAAACCCUGAGCUCCGCUCCUGAGUGCCGCGCUCCUCAGACCUGCGUGAGCGCAUGUGCCUCUGCUGGUGCGGCGGGACCUCAGGGUGACUCAUUCUGUAAGAGGAAGCAGAGCAGGUCCCUGUGCUGUAAGAAUGAGGAGGACAGGGCCGGAGUGAUGGCUCAGGGGUUAAGAAUACUUGCUGUUCUUCCAAAGGUCGUGAGUUCAAUUCCCAGCAACCACAUGGUAGCUCAUAACCAUCUAUAGUAAGAUCUGAUGUACAGGCAGAAUGUUGUAUAAAUAAUAAAUAAAUCUUAAAAAAAAAAAAAAAAAAAA
Messenger RNA from Psammomys obesus (fat sand rat), 3700 nucleotides. RefSeq names its product valyl-tRNA synthetase 2, mitochondrial (gene Vars2). NCBI's taxonomy places the organism in Eukaryota, Metazoa, Chordata, Mammalia, Rodentia, Muridae. Gene Ontology annotation, biological process: valyl-tRNA aminoacylation. Gene Ontology annotation, cellular component: cytosol. The record is from RefSeq and is a predicted model, not a curated record. Gene Ontology annotation, molecular function: ATP binding; aminoacyl-tRNA deacylase activity; valine-tRNA ligase activity. The transcript has 29 exons. Bases 228 to 3395 code for a protein of 1055 amino acids.